Priapulus caudatus is the source of this 648-nucleotide messenger RNA. Its product is annotated as RWD domain-containing protein 1-like. Lineage: Eukaryota; Metazoa; Priapulida; Priapulimorpha; Priapulimorphida; Priapulidae. Gene Ontology annotation, molecular function: protein binding. Gene Ontology annotation, biological process: cytoplasmic translation. The record is from RefSeq and is a predicted model, not a curated record.
AUCUGGCGUCAGACAUCUCUAGCAUCGCCUGUCUAAUUUAGUGCGAUUAAUAGAUUUACUAAUAAUAUUGUGUAUAUAAUGUAAAACCCGUAGGCACGAUGACUGACUACGCACAAGAACAGCAGGAUGAAAUUGAAGCAAUCCAGUCUAUUUAUCCCGAAGAAUAUGAAGAAAUAUCGACAGACCCAACGUGCUUCAGUGUGUUCGUACAGACAGAGGACUACGAGGACGACACGGACGUAGGAGCCGCCUGCACUCUACAGUUUACCUACACACCUACCUAUCCCGACGAGGUGCCACUGGUAGAGAUCACAAACUACGAAAACAUCACAGAUGAAGAUGAUGUAGAGGAGCUACAGCAGCUGCUGUUGCAGCAGGCAGAGGAGAACGUUGGCAUGGUGAUGGUGUUUACUCUCGUAUCAGCUCUUCAAGACCUCCUCCACGAGAGAAUCGAGAAGAAGAAGGAGGAGGAGGAGCAGAUACGGUCGCGGAAGAAGGAGCAAGAGGAGGCCGCCGAAAUGGCGAGGUUUGAGGGAACGCGCGUCAACAUCGAGACGUUUAUGUCGUGGAAGCAGAAGUUUGACGAGGAACGGCGGCUGCAGAAAGAGAAAAAGGUCGAUACAACCAUCAAGCUCGGAAAACUAACGG